AUGUUCGCUAGAGCCCCGACUAUCGGCAAAACCCCGGAUAAUUUCCCGGGUUUCACGCCCCAGGCCCAGCGCAUUAUCAAGGCCUUUGCCCAGCAGCUGGGGACCUCUCAAAGCGAGGACUGUCUCUACUUGAAUGUAUGGGCGGAGCUGACUGCGAAGCCGAAGCCAGUGCUUGUGUUCAUCCAUGGUGGUCGGUUCACCGUCGGCGGCGCCAACGGCCCCUACUAUAAUGGCCAGGCUUUGGCGGACGAGCAUGACGUGGUUGUCGUGACCUUCAACUACCGCCUCAACAUCUUCGGGUUUUCAGGUGCCCCCGGACUUCCACAAAAUGUAGCGCUGCUAGAUCAGCGCUUGGCCGUUGAAUGGGUUCACCGCAACAUUGCAGCGUUCGGCGGGGAUCCCACGCGAAUCACCAUCUUUGGCCAGUCCGCCGGGGGUGCAUCUGUCGACUACUAUUCCUAUAUCUGGACGGAGAAUCCUCUCAUCAGCGGUCUCAUCUCGCACUCUGGCACUGCCCUCAGCUUUAAGCCAAACACUGCGGAAGAGUCGGCUAGCUAUUUCUAUCACGUUGCGCAGACCCUGGGAUGCGGAGACAACACCACCGAUUCCCAAACUCUCGUUCAAUGCGUUCGCAGCCAUUCGUAUCAGGAUGUUCUGAAAGCCGUGGCCAAGGUCCCUCCCGCCGAAUCACCCGCUCUCCCUCAGCCAGUCUUCCACCCCACCGUGGAUGGAGUCACUGUGUUUGAUGACUAUGCGGACAGGUCUGCCGCUGGAAAGUAUGCCCAUGUGCCAUAUCUCCUGACUAGCAAUGAUAACGAAGCGGGAUACUACCGUGUCAAUGCUUUCUCUGGGAACAUCUCCCUCAGCGACCGCGAAUGGAAUCAGUUCAACCUGGCGGCAUUCACCUGUCCGACUGGCGCAGAGGCCAAGAAUCGCGCGGCGAACGGAGUUCCAACCUGGCAGGCCCGCUACUUUGGUGACUGGGACAACUUGCGGAUGUAUCCUACCAGUGGCGCUUAUCAUGGGGUCGAUCUGCCGAUGGUGUUUGGCACUGCCCAGUCGGUGAGCGGCCUGCCUAACUCUCCGGAAGAGGACGAGUUUGCAAAGUAUAUGGCCUCGGCGUGGGUAGCAUUUGCUAGUGACCCGCAGAACGGACUGACCGAGUUCGGUUGGCCUCGUUAUCAGCCCGAUGAUAAAUCUCUUGUUGGACUCGCCUACAAAAACAGCACUGAAGCUCGGUUCUUCCCUCCUGCCAUGUUUGAGCAUGGGUGUGCUGUUUUGAACGGGGAUACUACUCCUGGAAAGGGGGCAUUCUAG
Molecule: messenger RNA, 1317 nt
Organism: Aspergillus terreus NIH2624
Lineage: Eukaryota; Fungi; Ascomycota; Eurotiomycetes; Eurotiales; Aspergillaceae
Exons: 6
Coding region: 1-1317 (438 amino acids)
Source: RefSeq, a predicted model, not a curated record